CUUCCUCACUUUGUCCUUGCAGACCCCACAAAACCCAACUCUGAUAUAAUUGCAGCAAUCUCACUAGCUACUUCUCCAUCCAAUAUCUCAAUCUUCUACAUAUACAUAUGUAUGCACACACAUAUAUAAUAGACAGCUCACUUGGCCUUGCGAUGCUAACCAGUCCAUGUUCUCUCUCCUUAACAUGUGAAUCAUGGAGUUCCACAGAUCGUCUUCUUCAUCCAACCAUAUUCAAUCUAGACCAACGUCUCUGUCUUCACAACGCAGCCUUGCUUCAGUUCCUUCCCUGAACUCUCGGUCUCAGCAUCACACCUCAACCUAUCACCAGUGUCUUGCAACUCUCAAAGGUCACACAUCUUAUAUAUCCUGUAUAGCCCUUGCAGGGAAAUUCCUCUACACUGGAUCAUCUGAUGGAGAAAUCAGGUCCUGGAAUCAUGCUUGCUUUCACUCUCAAAUAUUCGACCCUGAACAGUCAAAUUCAUCAAUCACUAACAUGGUGACGGCAGGUAAAGGUGCAGUGAAGUCCAUAAUAGUUCAGUCUGAUAAACUCUUCAGCGCUCACCAAGACUAUAAAAUCAGAGUCUGGAAAAUUAGCGGCGACGAGCCUGACCGCCACAAGUACACCCGUUUAGCCACACUUCCGACGUUUGGUGACAGAGCCACGAAGGUGUUGAAUCCCAAGAACCAUGUUCAGAUAAGGAGGCACAAAAAAUGCACCUGGGUUCACCAUGUGGAUACAGUCUCUGCUCUGGCCUUGUCCAGGGAUGAGACCUUGCUUUACUCAGUUUCAUGGGAUCGUACAAUCAAAGUCUGGCGAACCAGUGACUUCGGAUGUUUGGAAUCAGUGAACAACGCGCACGAUGAUGCUAUAAACGCCUUAGCAGUUUCUGAGGACGGUUACAUAUACACUGGAUCAGCAGAUAAGAAGAUCAAGGUAUGGAAAAAAGGCGAAGGAGGGGAGAAACAUUGUCUGGUUGAUACGUUAGAGAAGCACAACUCUGGGAUUAAUGCUUUGGCUCUGAGCAGUGAUGGGUCUCUGUUGUAUUCAGGUGCUUGCGACAGAUCAAUAUUGGUUUGGGCAAAGGAUGGAGAAGAAGAAGAUGGCAAAAUGGUGCUGGUGGGUGCGCUUAGGGGACACACCAAGUCCAUAUUAUGCUUAGCCAUGGUCUCAGAUUUGGUGUGUAGUGGUUCUGCAGAUAAAACAAUAAGAAUAUGGAGAGGCGUUCAUGAUGAUUGCUCUUGUUUAGCAGUUUUAGAAGGCCAUAGUGGUCCGAUUAAGUGCUUAACUGCAGCCAGUGGUCGUUCUAAUCCGUCUGAAGAAUCUUUUCUAGUUUACAGUGGCAGUUUGGACUGUGACAUUAAGGUGUGGCAGAUCAUCGUACCUGUUCUCUAGUUCUGUUUUUAACACAUGAAGGGAACAGUCAAGUGUUCUUUUUUUACUUCUCUUUUCCCUGGCCUUUCCAUCAGUGUUUUGAAGUUUUGGAUCUUCGUUUUAGACCCUAAGGUAAUAGUAUUUUGAAUUCAGAAACUGGGAUAUUGUUGGCUAAAUAUGUAUGUGAUGUGAUACUGUAGUCUAUACCGAAAAAUUUUGGAUUCAAAUUCAGUAAUUAUAGAUAUUGAGUGCACA
Messenger RNA from Prosopis cineraria, 1627 nucleotides. RefSeq names its product protein JINGUBANG. NCBI's taxonomy places the organism in Eukaryota, Viridiplantae, Streptophyta, Magnoliopsida, Fabales, Fabaceae. The transcript has a single exon. Gene Ontology annotation, molecular function: protein binding. The coding region runs from base 194 to 1393 and encodes 399 amino acids. The record is from RefSeq and is a predicted model, not a curated record.